AUGCGUGUGUUAUGUUCAUGUGUGCAGUAUGAGAUGUACAGUAUCGAGCGUAACGCUGAGAGGACGGCCUCCGCCGGCAGACUCCUGUACGACAUAUUCGUGAAUUUCCCCGAGCAGCCGGUGGUCUGGCGUGAGAUCGCAGUGAUCACUGCAGCGUUACGAAACGACAGCCAGGACAAACACGCUCAGUUUCUCAAAGGUGUUUUUGAGACUCUUCCAGGUCCGGUUCAGUGUAAGAUGCUCCUGAAGGCCACAGAGCAGUGUUUCAACACACUGGAGAAAGCAGAGAUGCUGCUGCUGCUGCUCAAGAGAUUCCCGGAGUCUGUCGUUCAGCAUGGAGUGAGUUUAGGAGAGUCGUUAUUAGAGGCGGAGUCUGUAGAGAAUCUGGACACGCCUGUCAACUGCUUCAGGAAGCUGUUUGUGUGUGACGUUCUGCCGCUGAUUCUGAAUAAUGCAGACAUGUGUCUCCCGGUCAGUCUGCUGUAUAAAUACAUGCACAAAGCAGCAGAGUUUUACAUAUGUUACGUCACGCGGGAGCCGUCGGCAGACGCACAGAUGCAGGGCUCUCAGGAAGUGGGCGGGCUGAAGUCUCCGGGCCGGGGGCGGAGUCAGCGCUGUGUGAUUGACGGGCUGUCGGAGAAGGCGUCGGUGGUGACGGAGCCGUGGGAGCGGCUGCUGGAGAUGGUGGGCGUGGUCGGCUCGCUCUGUGAUUGGCAGGGAGAGAAAGCAAGCCGCUGCACGCUUGUGCUGUUUCACAGCGCGUUUCACUACGUCUCUGCUGUGCAGCCGUCACUCUUCCAGGGUCACGCGUCUCUGAGCUCGUGUCCGUGGGUUCUGCUGGAGGAUCUGUCCAGUGUCUACACUGAUGUAGAAGUGGAGCGAAAGCACACACACAAGAAACGCAAGCUGGCCGACGGACGGGAGAAAACCAUGAGCUCUGAUGAUGAGGACAUGUUGGUCAAAGGCAGAGGGCGGCACAUUGUGGUGAAUAAAGCAGAGAUGCCGGGAUGGGCCGAGACUUUAGAGCACUUCCGUACAGCCAGAGAGAGCUGGGAUCUGCUGCACUCACACCAGAGUCUGGAGACGGAGUUCCUUAAGAUAUGCUCAGCAUGGAAAACUGAGAUGUGGAUGUGGUUUCGCAUUUUCCUUACAGAUAUGAUCAUUUAUCAGCACACACACACACACUGCAUUAGAGCUGCUGUAUUUAGUGCAUCUCAUCGUGUUCACGCUGUGGUGUGUCAGAUGGCGUGUGAGAAGCUUCUGGAGGUUGUCUCUGGUCUGAUGCCUCAGAAUCAUGAAGCGGUGAAGAGCAGCGAGGAGCAGCGCAAACCCCGCAGCAAAACCAGGAAAGGUAACGAUCUGAGGCUCGUCCCCUGCUCCAGUAAAUCCAUCCUUCCCUUCUGUCUUCAGCUCAUGCUGGCCUGUUUUAAGCUGAGGGCCUUCACAGAUAACAGAGACGACCUGGCUCUGGGUCAUGUGGUGGUUCUCCUGCAGUAUGAUUGGCCGCAGGGCGAGAAUCUCUUCCUGAAGGCGGUGGAUAAGAUCUGCCAGCAGGGCAGCUUCCAGUACGAGAACUUCUUCAACUACGUCACCAACAUUGACAUGUUAGAAGAGUUUGCUUACCUUCGCACGACUGAAGGAGGGCGGGUCCAGCUGGAGCUGCUGCCCAAUCAGGGGAUGCUCAUCAAGAACCCCAGCUCCGCCCUGGGGGUGGAGUUAAACACCCUGCUGCUUCCAGGGGCUCAGAAGGCUGACAGACACCACACCGUGACUCGAGGAAUCACUAAAGGAGUGAAGGAGGAUUUUCGGCUGGCGAUGGAGCGCCAGGUGUCACGGUGCGGAGAAAACCUGCUCACGGUGCUCCACCGCUUCUGCAUUAACGAAAAGAUCAUCCUCGUCCAGUCAUUACCCUGAGCGACCUCUGGCCUUUAACCUAUGUAUCAGUCCAGUUUUGAUACUUUUCAGACAUUUUUGAAAUGUAUCAACUUUUUUGCAUCAUAUAUGAAGCUUUAGACAUGUUUAGAGUCACAAUGCAUCGAGCAGAUCUCAUUUAGGUCAUGGUUUUAUUUUAGGUAUUAAUUAACAAACAUUCAAAAAUAUUCAGCAUUUUCUUAUUAUUUGUCUGUAAAAUGCAGAAUUCACUGUUAAAGCAAAUGCAAUAUGUUCACAUUGUAUUGUUGUAAAAUGCUUCAUGAACUAACUAGACUGUGUUAUUGUGUAAUAUAAUGUUGUGCAGG
Messenger RNA from Sinocyclocheilus rhinocerous, 2237 nucleotides. It is a transcript of the gene ints10, whose product is annotated as integrator complex subunit 10. The coding region runs from base 1 to 1914 and encodes 637 amino acids. Gene Ontology annotation, biological process: snRNA processing. Lineage: Eukaryota; Metazoa; Chordata; Actinopteri; Cypriniformes; Cyprinidae. The record is from RefSeq and is a predicted model, not a curated record. Gene Ontology annotation, cellular component: integrator complex. The transcript has 16 exons.